AUGUACGGUGACUGGCUCUCCGGCGCCAUUUUCAGACCCGGCAUGUGGCACCUUUAUGUGGAAAUGUUUUGGGCGGAGCUGACGCACAAGCUAUUUUAUGUGGAGUCGCUUCUGGCUGACUACCGUAUCGAGCUCAAUUGGGCGAAGCUCUUCCCGGCAAUGUUGUGGCCAGUGUACACCUUCGUCUAUCUGACGACCGUGCGGUAUGUCAUCUUCUCGUGGUUCCACUCCGACGACAGCGAGGUCGCAAGGUGGCAAAUCGUGCCCCUCACGGGUGCGGGCUUUGCAUUGUUGGGCGCCUACUCGGCGGGGAUGGCGUCCAUGGGCUUCGCCCACCUAUCGGCACUAUUGUCAGACCCCGGCAUCGUGCCCCACGUCGAGGCCCCUCCGGCGAACGUGCAGCAUCCGCGGUGUUGCACUUUCUGCAGUGGGCGUCCGUGGAAGCCUUCGCGCGCGCACCACUGCCGCGAAUGUGGAGUCUGCAUCUUCCAGCGCCACUCGCACUGCCCCUUCAUCGGGAACUGCGUCGGCCAGGGCAACCAGAAGCCGUUCCUGCUCCUCUUGCUCUACGGCGGCGCCUCCCUCAGCGCGUCACUCCUCCUGCUGGCCUCUGGGCUCGUCGCCUGGGCGGCGAGCGGGCUGACGGCGCUGGCCGUGGCGCUCGUGGAGGCGGAGGGCUCGGCGGGCACCGUGCUGGCCCGGGGCCUCCUCGAGCGCCGGCCGCCCCUGGGCGCGCUCGUCUGCGGCCCCCUGGCGGCACGCGCCUGCUCCCGCGGCCUCGACCAGCUGUGGCACACCGCGAAGGACCACUGGCGCUGCCUGCGCACGAACGCGACGCCCCUGGAGGCCGACCGCGGCCUCUUCGGCCCCCCGCGCACGCCGCGGGCGCGCCUCCGGGAGGUCUUCGGGCCCGAGGCCUGGCUCUGGCCCGUGCCGCUGCCCGCGCGCGUGGCUCCGGACCUGUCCGAGCCGGUGUUCCGAUGGAGCGAGGCCACGGGCCUGAUGGAGGAGGUGUUCGGCAAGCGGCUGAGCCCGGGCGCCGAGGCGGACGAGUGGGGCCGCAGCGCAGCGGGCCGCAGGGGCGGCAGGGACGACGACGCCAUUCGCGCGGCGUGGGCGCGGAGGUGA
Molecule: messenger RNA, 1128 nt
Organism: Prorocentrum cordatum
Lineage: Eukaryota; Dinophyceae; Prorocentrales; Prorocentraceae
Source: the annotation of a GenBank genome assembly